Molecule: messenger RNA, 1746 nt
Organism: Colletotrichum costaricense
Lineage: Eukaryota; Fungi; Ascomycota; Sordariomycetes; Glomerellales; Glomerellaceae
Exons: 1
Coding region: 1-1746 (581 amino acids)
Biological process (GO): regulation of DNA-templated transcription
Molecular function (GO): DNA binding
Source: RefSeq, a predicted model, not a curated record
AUGCCGCGUUACCUGGACCAAGUCGCACUGGGCAGGGCUCUGCAGGAGCGCGCGAACCCUCUCCUUGAGGCAAUUGCCGCCAACGAUGCUUUGCACACCCAUUAUCUCAAGCGCUUCGAGAGCGAUGAACCUCCGCAGUAUGAUUCAGACAGCUCAUCAGAAUACGACGAAGACGAUGCUCCGCCAGAAGAUCCCAACACAAUUAUCGAGCGACCGUUCGAUGAGGACGAAAUCAAGCGGAUUGCUUCGGCAUUGGGUCCUCAAAUCAGCCCGGGCCAGCUCUACCUCUCAGAAUCAAAGCGUGAGGAGAAAAGGAUCAUUGAGAAUUGCCGUGGCUCAGUCUUCCAUAAGCCCAAGGGUAUCCGCCGGAUAGGAAUCGUUGCGCGCCACAACAUGAAGAAGCGAUGGGGAAGACUGGGCAUCUGGAAUCCCGCUUGGGGGUUUGCCGGACGCAAUGUUAAGCCAAACGACAACUUUUAUGAAUGGCGGUGGAAAUGGGAUCAAGACGACGGCGAAGGCUCUGUGUCCCAUGACCACAAGUGGGAAGAGGGCCUCAUCAAACGCAAAUUGCUCAUACGAAAGAAGUUGCGUCGUGGCGAGUAUGUGCGUAUUGUGCCCCAGCCUGCGCUCGCACAAGACGCCACGGCUUCUCAGGCCGAGUCAUAUUUCACAUCCAGGCCUUGGUUCAUGUUUGAGCUUGAGGUCACCGAAGAGAAGCAACGACUAAGUCGUAUCUCCUUCAAAGACCAACAUAAGUUGCCUCAGACUUCAAGCAUCGGGCAGGUCAUCGAGAGGUGGAAAGUUCGUGGGGAUUGGAGAGAUGAGUACGACGAAGAAGGUGUCACCUCCUGGACAUGGAAAGAUGAAUCUCACUCCCCAGAGCCCGAAGACUUGACGCCUAUACAAAGCAUGGAUGAUCUUGAUUCGCUGGACGCUACGGUCAUGGAUUUCACGCCUUCGGAGCUCGACGAACUAGAGACCAACGAACUCCCAUGGGAAGAGCAGCCGGAGACCUAUUGGGUUAUAUCAAAGGGCAUGGAAGAUACGCCUGCGUUCCCCGGACAGAUGCCGGAAGGUCACAGUCACGAUCACCAUUCCGAUCCUAUGCCCAUCGCGCGAUCAGCCACCGCCGGGGUUCUUGGUUCCAGGAAAGAGGCGCCUGAAUCCGCAACCGAUAAAACACCGCUCUCUGUAGAUGCAUCGGAACAGAAACCACUCGAUCCGCAGGAACGCGCCGUGAGCCAUACACCACAGCAAGCAAGACGUGGCCGUCCUCGCCAGCUGAAAAACGAGACGCGCAUUGCCAACGGUAACAUCCAGUCUUCUCCAGCACCCCGGCGUAGUGCCAGACUAGCUGGCACGAAACGCCCAGCCGAAUCGGCGCCCACAGCAGCUGCACCAAGCAAGAGACCCAGAGGCCGGAAAGCCUCCAGUGCUGGUCAGCCUACUGGGCCAGAGCCUGUGCCAACGAAGAAGCGCUCUGCACCAAAACGGCUACCGGCCGGGGGAGAGACGAAAGCAAUGCCCAAGCAAGGCAGGGGCCGUCCGAAAAAAGAGGUGCCAAACUCUGCCCCAGCGAAGACGGUCACUAAAGGCCAAAGUAAACGAGGACCGGGACGAGGGCGACCUAGGAAGGGAGACUCGGGACCUGGCCCAUCGCAAGAGAACACUCCCAAGAGAGGACGAGGACGUCCGAGAAAGGAGACUACCGCGACCACGCGUUCUUCUAUUUCAAAGAAGAAAUGA